Molecule: messenger RNA, 888 nt
Organism: Plasmodium berghei ANKA
Lineage: Eukaryota; Apicomplexa; Aconoidasida; Haemosporida; Plasmodiidae
Product: BIR protein
Exons: 3
Coding region: 1-888 (295 amino acids)
Source: RefSeq, a predicted model, not a curated record
AUGAAUAAGGAUGUGUGUAGUAACUUCCUUUAUCUAACGACGAAUUUAAAAUAUGAUUCGAGUAAUAAAAACUAUCAAAUUAUUAAUGGUGAUCAUUUGAAAAAGCAUUGUGAUAACGAAAAUUGUGGGAGUGAUCUCGAAAAAAUUAGUGCUGGAUGUUUAUAUUUUUUUAAUGAAUUCUUUGGGAGUUCUUCUGUGUUUGAGUCGGUUGCAAAAAAUAACAUCAAUAUUGUUGAUUACAUUAUAAUAUGGUUAAGUUAUAUGUUAAACCUAAAGGAAAAUGAAGGAAGCGAAAGUCUAACUUAUUUUAAUAAUAUAUAUAUAAAUAAUGAUAAGUAUAAAAAUUCUAUAACUUAUAUUAAGGAUUAUAAUAAUUAUAAGGAUCUUAUAGAUAAAAAUCAUGAUUUGACGAAAGUGGAUAUUAAAGAUAUAUCUAAAUUUUAUGAUGCAUUUAAAACAUUAUGUGAAAUGUAUACUGCAUUUGAUGAGGACACGUCAAAUUGCACAAAAUGUUCGGAAAAAGCUAAUCAAUUUGUUCAAAAAUAUAAAGAACUUAAUAAUAAUAAAGGCAGUUCCUAUAAUAAAAUAUUGUCUACAUUAUCAACUGAUUAUAAUAAUUUAAAAAAUAAAUGUAGCAAUAUUGCAUCUUUUCCAGAGAUAAACACAUCAACAAAUAUUGAAAAAAGUCCUGAACAAGCUUCUGUACAAAAUUCUGCACAAACAUCUGAAGUUACAUCAUUAAGUUCGUCGAUAGGAAACAAAUUAAUUCCAGUUUUAUCGAUAUUUGGUGCAAUAGCAUUUUUUUUAGGAAUUGGAUAUAAGUAUUCAUUAUUUAAGUCUCGAAAACGAUCUCGAAAACAGCAUUUAAGAGAAAGGCCAAAAAAAUAA